Emiliania huxleyi CCMP1516 is the source of this 474-nucleotide messenger RNA. RefSeq lists its product as hypothetical. The record is from RefSeq and is a predicted model, not a curated record. The coding region runs from base 1 to 474 and encodes 157 amino acids. NCBI's taxonomy places the organism in Eukaryota, Haptophyta, Isochrysidales, Noelaerhabdaceae. The transcript has a single exon.
AUGGACGUCCUCUCGCUUCUGAAGGAGGAAGACGACAACCCGCGCGGACGCGGCGGCGCGACCGAGGCCUCUGGCCGGGUCCACCAGGGCGCCACUCUCGACGAGGCGGCCGCGGUCGAGGCUGCGCGGCAGGAGGCAAAGGAGCGCCGGAUACCGCUGCGCGAGCAGGAGGCGGGGAUCCUGCACCUGCUGCAGGCCAAGAGCCUCUUCGCGCGGCUGCGCCUGCCCGAGCCGCACUACGACGCGGACGGCAAGCUCCUCUGGACGCCUCCCGGCGACCUCGUCCUCCGGCGCGUGUACGACGACCUCUCGCGCUGCUGCGCGCCGGACGUGUCGCAGCACCCAAAGCGCGAGGAGGGCUUCGCCAAGCUGAGCGAGGCGUACGACACCAUCUCCAACAAGAACGGGAGGCGAGACUGUCUCUGCUCGUCGCCCGGGACGUCCGGCCAUAAUCUAAUGCUUUGCAAUGAUUAA